This is a messenger RNA of Cavenderia fasciculata, 2412 nucleotides long. RefSeq lists its product as uncharacterized. Gene Ontology annotation, molecular function: protein binding. Lineage: Eukaryota; Evosea; Eumycetozoa; Acytosteliales; Cavenderiaceae. The transcript has 9 exons. The record is from RefSeq and is a predicted model, not a curated record. The coding region runs from base 1 to 2412 and encodes 803 amino acids.
AUGUAUAAUGCUUUGACAAUAACAGAAAUUGCAUCACAAAGCGAUUUCAAACGAUGGUCAGCAAAACAAGUAAAAGAAUGGGCUACAAAAGAAGUUCAAGUAAGAGAAGAAUAUGCCCAGAUGCUUCUUGAUAAUGAUGUAGAUGGAGAAAGUAUCGCAGUGUUUACAGAGGCUGAUUUUAGUAAAUGUGGCAUAGUCGUAGCACCUGCAAAGAAGCUCUAUCUGGCUGUUCAACAACUUUUAAUUAAACAACAACAAUCGCUAUCGCAUCAACACAGCAGCAGUAGAGACAAUCCCAACCCUAUACAGGACAAAUCAAAGACUUGGGAACAGUGGAAUAUUGAAGAAGUGUAUGGAUGGGCAAAAAAUCAAUCCGAUGGGGAGGACUAUGCUCAAGCAUUGAAAGAUCAAUCCAUCAAAGGGCAGUUUUUGAAAAAUCUUACCUUUGCAAGAUUAACUCAGUCAGACGGUCCCUAUAAAUUCAAAGAUGGUUCUGCCUAUUCUCUUCUUGAAUCAAUCGAAAAGCUCACGAAAAGUACUCCAGCCGAUGCUCCUCAAGUUUGUUCUCAUAUUACAGGCCCUUCACUUGCCUCAUUGUUGUUGGUCAAUCCAUCUCCAACCAUUCCUAAAUAUCAACCAAUCACAUUAAUAUCACUGGACACUCAAAACCUCUACCUUUUGUUAGAAUGCGAUAGGAAGAAAGUUGUAAAAACCAUCAUUUCAUACUUCCAUUUAUCUGAUCCAAAUGUGAAUAUAUUUUGGAAUAAACUUAACAUGGCCGAAAUAGUUGAGGAAGCAGUGAAACAAAAAGUCUCUCUUGGAGAAUCUACUCUGGAUUCUGAUUCGACAAUUUGUUGUCUCAAAUUGAGUGAGUCACUAUUCCCAACAAAGAGAGAGAAAUACAACAAGAUUUAUGUACGAGAUUGUUAUAUCCCUGUGUAUGAUAUCAUCAGCAAUCACCAAGCUCUUCAUGGUCAAGGUUCAAUUGUACUGGUAAAAGGAAAUCCUGGUAUCGGCAAAUCAGUAUUUCUUUUCUACUACCUGUACCGCAAGAGAAGAGACCCUUUAGUCAAAUCAAUAAUAUACGAUGUUGUUGAUGCACCCGUCUACCACUUUACUUAUACCGAGGAUGGGAGUCCAAUCGUUCACCAAGGAGAUAGAUCCUCUUUCAAGGAUAUCCUUCUUCGACCAGAUUCAUCAUCUCUUUACCUCGUUGAUGGUCAGCGCCCACUGCCAUCCAAAAGACCCACUUUGAUUGUGUCGUCACCAAACAAGUCAAAUUAUGAGGAGGAGUACAUGAAGAUGUUGAAAGCCGAUACUUUAGAUGGGGUGGAAUUCCAAGUACUUGAUAAAAUCAGUGUAUCUGAUCAAGGACUUCUCGUCAAUGCCAUCUCCUGUACAGACCUUGAAGCAUGCGUUAGUAGUAUCAACAUGCCAGACUCACCACAGUCAGGAAGUCACAAAGUGAUUCAUUUGGACGUCGAACCAAACUGUCCAGAUUUUUCGGUGCCACGAGUCUCCUUCGCUUCCAACUACGUCAAAGAAAAGAUGGUUCAAAGAUUCUAUUGGAAUUGGAGGGAAGAAGUUAUCAAAAAAAUUUCUUUGGUUGGUACAACUCAGAUUGGCGGUUUACUCUUUGAGCAGCUGUCUCACCAGACUCUUAGUAAUGGAGGCAGAUAUAUUAUCAGAUCACUUGAAGAAGAAGAAGACAAUCUUUGCGAAAGCCACCUUCACUUUUUCCCCACAAAUUUUGGUUUUGUAAAGAAUACUGCCGAGCUAGUUGAAAGACGUAACUCUGACAAUCGUUUCCCACCAGAAACCUAUGUUAGACCAACCGAUUUGAACUUCCCAGCAAUUGAUUCCUUUGCAGGAAAAUAUCUAUUUCAAAUCACCAAAACCAACCAACACCCUGUCUCUUUUAAAGAACUCACUCAUAUCACUUAUAACCUUGAUCCCUUAACCCCAAUAGAUCCAACAAAACUACCAACAAUGGCUGAUGCAUCAACAACAACAACAACAACAACGGCUGAUGCAUCAACAACAACAACAACUGCUGAUACAUCCACAACAACUGCUGAUGCAUCCACAACAACUGCUGAUACAUCCACAACAACUGCUGAUGCAUCCACCAAGUAUACCACAUUCCACCUCAUUUUUGUCGUCCCUCCCGAACGCUUCGAGUCGUUCCCUCGACAAGAUUAUGUGGAGCUCAAAACACAAACUGACCCCAAUGGCAAGAAGAGUUCCACCAAAACCAGAGUAAAAGGCCCUCGUAAUGUACGUCAAUAUGCUCUCCAAAUGGUUUUUACCUCUAUCCCCGCUAGUGAAUUGUAUCCCGUGGGAAGUGAUGUUGACAAUUUAAUUAAUUGUGGACCAAACAAACCAUUAAAUCUUAGGGUAACCGGAAUUUAA